AUUUAUUUUGCGGUAGUCUUGUAUCGGACGGCGGACGACGCGCACGGUCGGUCUUUAUCACUUGUUUGAAAAGUGAACAACAAUCGAAAAUGGAACUCAAUUUUAUAACAACGUUAAUAAAACACGAUGUGAAUCAUAAUGUGACACAGUGUUUCAAAACGAAAAAACCGUUUGUGAGCAGAAAAGAAGAAGUGUUGGCGAUCAAAACAAAAUUUCCAAAUAAAAUACCGUUAAUAGUCGAAAAAUACCACAAAGAUAAAAGUUUGCCGUCACUGGACAAGACGAAGUUUUUAGUGCCCGGAGAUAUUACAAUGUCACAGUUUCUAGUCAUAAUAAGGAACAGGAUAAGAAUUAAGCCAAACCAAGCCCUGUAUUUAAUUAUAAACAACAGAUCCAUGCUGAGCAUGAGCUUGACGAUGGCACAGGCAUACGAAUCUCAUGGAGACGAAGACGGGUUCCUCUACAUUACUUAUGCCUCACAAGAAGUCUUCGGAUACCAAGAUGAUAUGAAUGGAUCAGAAGAAGAAGUUCAAGUCAUCAGACAUAGAUUUCCUAACAAAGUACCUCUUUAUGUAAAACGCUACGUGAGGGAGCGAGAAGUGCCCACCUUAGAAAAAACCAAAUUCCUGGUUCCUCAAGAGCUUACGAUGUCCCAGUUUCUCUACAUCAUUCGGACAAAAAUGAAACUAAGGGAUACACAGGCGCUGUACUUGCUGGUGAAUGACAAGGUGCUGGUCAGCCACAGCAUGACCAUGGCGCAGGCGUACGAGGAGUUCCGCGGCGCCGACGGCUACCUUCACAUCACCUACGCCGCGCAGCAGGUCUUCGGGUGAACCGAUGGUACGCUUCCAAUCUUGAUUGAUGAUUCAUCGGUUCCUGAAACUGUCUUCUUAUAAUGUAAAGACUGAUAGUAUUUCUGAUUGAAUGUGAUAGUUAAGUUUAGGUUUAAUACGACGGGAGUCAAAGAGAGAUAGAUAGAUCCGAAAAAACCUUGUCGAAAUAAUAACUCCUUUUUAAGUCGGUGAAAAGAAAAACAGUUCCGUCUAGAAGACCUGCAUUGUGUACGUUUUUAGAGUCUGACUGUAUUAAUUAAUUAUUUUUGUUAUCAUUAAUAUUAGGUAGUUUUAAUAAAAUUUAAGUUAUUUUUAUAAGUUUAACCCAGAACAUUAAUUUAAGAAUAUAUCAUUGCAGUAAUUUAUGAUUUAUUUGAACAUUUACAUGUCCCACUCGCAUGGUGCUUACUAAAUUUUAUGAUCUCAGAUAUUUAUGUGGUGGUGUCAAAAGUUUUAAAUGUUAUAUUAUUAUUAUCAGCAUUUUACUACUGAUUUUUAGCCUAUUGAUGUGUCAGUGUGUAUCUAUGUAAUUAUUCCUUACAUGUCAAUAAAUUCUUUAAAAUUA
This is a messenger RNA of Ostrinia nubilalis (European corn borer), 1398 nucleotides long. RefSeq lists its product as uncharacterized. NCBI's taxonomy places the organism in Eukaryota, Metazoa, Arthropoda, Insecta, Lepidoptera, Crambidae. Gene Ontology annotation, molecular function: ubiquitin protein ligase binding. Gene Ontology annotation, biological process: autophagy of mitochondrion; macroautophagy; cellular response to nitrogen starvation. Bases 90 to 833 code for a protein of 247 amino acids. The transcript has 8 exons. The record is from RefSeq and is a predicted model, not a curated record. Gene Ontology annotation, cellular component: autophagosome membrane; cytosol; autophagosome.